This is a messenger RNA of Salvelinus fontinalis (brook trout), 5843 nucleotides long. Its product is annotated as coatomer subunit beta'-like. The transcript is spliced from 17 exons. Lineage: Eukaryota; Metazoa; Chordata; Actinopteri; Salmoniformes; Salmonidae. Gene Ontology annotation, cellular component: COPI vesicle coat. The record is from RefSeq and is a predicted model, not a curated record. Gene Ontology annotation, molecular function: structural molecule activity; protein binding. Gene Ontology annotation, biological process: intracellular protein transport; intra-Golgi vesicle-mediated transport; endoplasmic reticulum to Golgi vesicle-mediated transport. Bases 1 to 3759 code for a protein of 1252 amino acids.
AUGCACACUCCUCUGCUCUACCUCCAGAAUAAGACAUGUGUGCAGACUCUAGAGGGCCAUACCCAGAAUGUGUCCUGUGUCAGCUUUCACCCUGAGCUGCCAAUCAUCCUCACAGGCUCCGAGGACGGCACAGUGAGAGUCUGGCAUUCCAGCACGUACCGCCUGGAAAACACACUGAACUACGGGAUGGAACGUGUGUGGUGUGUGUGUGGCCAGCGAGGCGCCAACAGUGUGGCGCUGGGAUAUGAUGAAGGCAGCAUCAUCAUCAAGUUGGGCCGUGAGGAACCAGCCAUGUCUAUGGACUCUAACGGUAAGAUCAUGUGGGCCAAGCACUCUGAGGUGCAGCAGGCCAACCUGAAGGCCAUGGGAGAGGCUGAGAUACAGGACGGAGAGAGGCUGUCCCUGGCCGUCAAAGACAUGGGCAGCUGUGAAAUCUAUCCCCAGACCAUCCAGCACAACCCCAAUGGCAGGUUUGUGGUGGUGUGUGGGGAUGGAGAGUACAUCAUCUACACUGCAAUGGCCCUGAGGAACAAGAGCUUCGGUUCAGCACAGGAGUUUGUCUGGGGCCACGACUCCUCAGAGUAUGCUACUCGGGAGAGCACCAGUAUGGUCAAAAUCUUCAAGAACUUCAAAGAAAAUAAGUCUUUUAAACCAGACUUUGGGGCAGAAGGUAUCCAUGGUGGGUUCUUGCUGGGCGUGAGGUCAGUGAGUGGUCUGGCUUUCUACGAUUGGGAGAACACAGAACUGGUCCGCCGCAUUGAGAUCCUGCCUAAACACGUCUUCUGGUCAGAGUCUGGGGAGCUGGUGUGUAUCGCCACGGAGGAGUCUUUCUUUGUGCUGCGCUACCUGGCUGAGAAAGUGGCAACAGCACAGGAGACCAAGGAGGGAGUCACCGAGGAUGGGAUAGAGGACGCCUUCGAGGUGUUGGGUGAGAUUCAGGAGGUGGUGAAGACAGGUCUGUGGGUGGGAGACUGUUUCAUCUACACCAGCUCAGUCAACAGACUCAAUUACUACGUAGGAGGAGAAAUUGUCACCGUCGCCCACCUGGACAAAACUAUGUACCUGUUGGGCUACAUCCCUAAGGAUGACCGUCUGUAUCUGGGUGAUAAGGAGCUGAACAUCGUCACUUACUCUCUGCUGGUGUCGGUACUGGAGUACCAGACUGCUGUAAUGAGGAGGGACUUUGGGAUGGCAGACAGGGUCCUACCCACAAUCCCUAAAGAGAUGAGGACCAGGGUUGCCCACUUUUUAGAGAAACAGGGUUUCAUGCAGCAGGCCCUGGCUGUGUCCACAGACUCAGAACACAGGUUUGAGUUGGCUCUGCAGCUAGGAGAACUGAAGAUCGCCUACCAGCUGGCUGUAGAGGCUGAGUCGGAGCAGAAGUGGAAGCAGUUGGCAGAGCUGGCCACCACUAAGUGCCAGUUUGUCCUGGCCCAGGAGUGUCUGCACCAUGCCCAGGACUAUGGGGGGCUACUGCUGUUGGCCACAGCCUCGGGCAACGCCAACAUGGUGGGCAAGCUGGCAGAGGGGGCAGAGAGAGACGGCAAGACCAACGUGUCUUUCCUCACCUAUUUCCUCCAGGGGAAACUGGACAAAUGUCUGGAGCUCCUCAUUAAAACCAACCGGCUGCCAGAGGCUGCAUUCCUGGCCAGAACAUACCUGCCCAGCCAUGUGUCUAGAGUGGUGAAGCUGUGGAAGGAGAGCCUGGGGAAGGUGAACCAGAAGGCAGCUGAUGCAUUGGCCAACCCUACAGACUACAGCAACCUGUUCCCCGGCCUACAGGAGGCCUUCCUGGCCGAAGACUACCUCAAGGAGACCCACGUCAGGCUGAGGCCCGCCGCAGAGUACCCUCUCAUCACCUCCAAUGAGAAUAGGAAUGUCCUGGGGGAAUCUGCAGACUAUGUGCCAAAAGUAUUGCCUGCUAAACCAGAGGUUGCUGGGAGCAUGGAUGAAACCCCUGUAAUGGCAGCAGUGGUAGAAACCCCUGUAAUGGCAGCAGUGGUAGAAACCCCUGUAAUGGCAGCAGUGGUAGAAACCCCUGUAAUGGCAGCAGUGGUGGAGGCUGCAGCUCCAGAAGCUCCAGUAGUGGAAGAGUCCAUUGUCAUGGAAGAGGUAGAACCUGUUGCAGCUGCAGUAGUGGAGUUUAUCCCAGCAGUAGAAGAAUCUAUCCCAGUGACAGUAGUGGAACCAACUAUGGCUGCAGUGGAAGAAUCCAUUGAGCUGGUUGAGGAGGAACCCAUUAUUGUUGAAGUGGAAGCUCCCAAGCCAAAGGAGGCAACAUCAGUGGAUGAUACCAUCACUAAGAUAGAGGCUCUUGUCACCAUAGAAAAUGACACAGAAGCACCCCUCUUGGUGCCAGAGGUAGCACAGUCCGCCCCAGAGGAAGAAGUCAUAGCAACACCAGAGGAGGCUGUUGAGGAAGGACCUGCAACAAUGAAGCCCAUAGCAACAGAUACACCUGUUACAGAGUCGGUCACAGAACCCAUUGUAACAGAAGCACCAGUUGCAGAGGAAGCGCCAGUGCCUAUAGCAACAGAACCAGAACCUGUUACCAUAGAAGCGGUGGUGGAGGCUGAAGCACCCAUUGCCGCAGCAGUACUAGAAGCCAUAGCAACAGAACCCAUUGUUACAGAACAAGCACCUGUUACUAUAGAAGUGGCAGUGGCCGCAGAAGCACCCAUUACUGAGGCAGUAGUAGAACCCAUAGCAGCAACUGAAAAAGCUCCAGUCAUUGUAGAAGAGAAUGAACCUGCCCCAGCAACACUCAUAGACCUAUCCCCAGCACCACUCAUAGACCUAGCCCCAGCACCACUCAUAGACCUAGCCCCAGCCAUAGACCUAUUCCCUGUACCACUCAUAGACCUAGCCCCAGCACCACUCAUAGACCUAGCACCACUCAUAGACCUAGCCCCAGCACCACUCAUAGACCUAGCCCCAGCCAUAGACCUAGCCACAGCCAUAGAUCCAGCUACAAACCCAGCUGUAGAGGACGAGGCUGCAGCAGCCCCAGCAGUAGAGCCCCUACCAGCCCUCGCCCAGGUGGUUCCACCAGGCACAGAGCCAGCCCCUGCAGCCCCUCUAGCUGCCCUCUUAGAGGGUAAAGGUAUGGAUGAGGCAGCCCCUGCAGCCCCUCUAGCUGCCCUCUUAGAGGGUAAAGGUGUGGAUGAGGCAGCCCCUGCAGCCCCUCUAGCUGCCCUCUUAGAGGGUAAAGGUGUGGAGGAGGCAGCCCCUGCAGCUGCUCUCUUAGAGGGUAAAGGUGUGGAGGAGGCAGCCCCUCUAGCUGCUCUCUUAGAGGGUAAAGGUGUGGAGGAGGCAGCCCCUCUAGCUGCUCUCUUAGAGGGUAAAUGUGUGGAGGCAGCCCCUGCAGCUGCUCUCUUAGAGGGUAAAGGUGUGGAGGAGGCAGCCCCUCUAGCUGCUCUCUUAGAGGGUAAAUGUGUGGAGGCAGCCCCUGCAGCUGCUCUCUUAGAGGGUAAAGGUGUGGAGGCAGCCCCUGCAGCUGCUCUCUUAGAGGGUAAAUGUGUGGAGGCAGCCCAUGCAGCUGCUCUCUUAGAGGGUAAAGGUGUGGAGGAGGCAGCCCCUCUAGCUGCUCUCUUAGAGGGUAAAGGUGUGGAGGAGGCAGCCCCUGUAGCAGUAGCAACAGCAUCCAUGGACCUGAUGGACCUGAAUGAUGAGGGCCUUGACGACCUGGACCUGUUUGAUCUGGAUGAUGACAUCGACACCACAGACGUCAAUCUGGACGAUGACUUCUUAGACGAAUGAAAGACUUAGAGAAAUGUCCUUAAAGUGACCAAAGAGCACAGUGUUGUUCAAACUCCUAGUGAAUGGGAGUGUGUGUGUAGGGGAUGGGGGUGUUUUUGCCUUUACAGUGAAACUGGUGAAAGGUGGGGUGGAUGAGUUCAUGUCUUUACACAUUAAUUGUGAAACACCGUGGGAGGGGGUUUGUAGAAUGCUUUGGGUGAUAAUGGGGUGGACUGGGUUCAUUCAUUAGGAACAAACGCAGGAAAUGUUUUGAAACGGGAAACAAAUGUGCCUUCUUAUUGAACAGGUCAAAUGUACUGUGUCAAAUUGAUUUCUCUGGUUUCGCACAUGCUGAACACAACCCCGGGUUGUAUUCAUUAGUCGUAUUUCAUUGCAAACAGUUUCUAUUGCACAAAUUCAGGUUGGUUCCUAGAGUAAACUUUUUCCAUUGCAAACAUUUAGCAAUGGAAUCCAACUAAUGAAUACACCAUGGUUCUGAAAUCCUUUGUACAGUACUUCAUCAUCCAACUCUCACAUUGACCUACAGUAUAGAAUGAUAGUGUGAACCAGAGUGGUCAUGGGUUUGACAUGUUUACCUUAUCCUCUCACAUAGGAAGAUGGGAAUAGUUUACUAUUGUACCUCUUACGCCUAGCUAAACAGGCUUUGAUCUUUCAUUCAUUAGUUAGGUUAGGUCAUGAGCUUGUCUUCAGUAUACCUCUACAUGCCUUGGCAAGCAUGCUGCUCUGCCAUGGUCUAGUAUCUUAUGCAUCUGCUGUUUUUAAAUAAGGAACCUACUUCAUUGUUACAGAUGUGAACCCAAGUGCCUUAUGUAUGACUGGUUUAGAAAAGGGCAUGAUGUUCUGUAUGACUGGUUUAGAAAAGGGCAGGAUGUUCUGUAUGACUGGUUUAGAAAAGGGCAGGAUGUUAUGUAUGACUGGUUUAGAAAAGGGCAUGAUGUUCUGUAUGACUGGUUUAGAAAAGGGCAUGAUGUUAUGUAUGACUGGUUUAGAAAAGGGCAUGAUGUUAUGUAUGACUGGUUUAGAAAAGGGCAGGAUGUUCUGUAUGACUGGUUUAGAAAAGGGCAUGAUGUUCUGUAUGACUGGUUUAGAAAAGGGCAUGAUGUUCUGUAUGACUGGUUUAGAAAAGGGCAUGAUGUUCUGUAUGACUGGUUUAGAAAAGGGCAUGAUGUUCUGUAUGACUGGUUUAGAAAAGGGCAGGAUGUUCUGUAUGACUGGUUUAGAAAAGGGCAUGUUAUGAUGUAUGACUGGUUUAGAAAAGGGCAGGAUGUUCUGUAUGACUGGUUUAGAAAAGGGCAGGAUGUUCUGUAUGACUGGUUUAGAAAAGGGCAUGUUAUGAUGUAUGACUGGUUUAGAAAAGGGCAGGAUGUUAUGUAUGACUGGUUUAGAAAAGGGCAUGAUGUUAUGUAUGACUGGUUUAGAAAAGGGCAUGAUGUUAUGUAUGACUGGUUUAGAAAAGGGCAGGAUGUUCUGUAUGACUGGUUUAGAAAAGGGCAUGAUGUUAUGUAUGACUGGUUUAGAAAAGGGCAGGAUGUUCUGUAUGACUGGUUUAGAAAAGGGCAGGAUGUUAUGUAUGACUGGUUUAGAAAAGGGCAUGAUGUUCUGUAUGACUGGUUUAGAAAAGGGCAUGAUGUUCUGUAUGACUGGUUUAGAAAAGGGCAUGAUGUUCUGUAUGACUGGUUUAGAAAAGGGCAGGAUGUUCUGUAUGACUGGUUUAGAAAAGGGCAUGAUGUUCUGUAUGACUGGUUUAGAAAAGGGCAGGAUGUUCUGUAUGACUGGUUUAGAAAAGGGCAUGAUGUUCUGUAUGACGGGUUUAGAAAAGGGUAUGAUGUUAUGUAUGACUGGUUUAGAAAAGGGCAGGAUGUUCUGUAAGACGGGUUUAUAAAAGGGUAUGAUGUUAUGUAUGACUGGUUUAGAAAAGGGCAGGAUGUUCUGUAAGACGGGUUUAUAAAAGGGCAUGAUGUUAUGUAUGACUGGUUUAGAAAAGGGCAUGUUAUGUAUGACUGGUUUAGAAAAGGGCAUGAUGAUAUAUAUGUCUGGAAUUGAAUGUCAACUCAAUAAAGAUGACAAGUGUUUGUCUGAAUCAG